AUGUCAUCACAAAUAAAUCUUAUUAAUAAUGCGGUCGAUAUUUCUGCUAACACGAUUAAUGCAAUAAAUUCAGUUACUUCUGUUAGCUCUUCCUUAUUAAAAUUUACGUCAUUUGCACCGUUAAUUUCAGAUGUGCUCAAACUCAUUCAGGAAAUUAUUGAGCUUUACGAAACUGCGGAACAUAACAAGUAUAUGUGUGGUAUCCUGCUUGACAGAUGCUUUGCUGCAGAAGCAGCCAUAAAGAGCUUAUCGAUAAGAAGAAAAGAGGAUACAGAAUUUUUCAGCAAAGAGCAAAACUACACGUUACUUUGUAAAUUUAAGAGUUCUAUUGAGAAAAUCAAGCGCUUUAUCCAGCAAAUCUCACAACUAACGGGCUUUCGAAAGUUUACAAUAGGAUUCUUUCAGGCAAAUACAGUUAAAGAGGAGUUGACAAGCCUAAUAACAGAAUUCGAUGGAUAUGUGCGUUCUUUAAAUUUUUCCAUAACAGUUAGUGUAAAAUUGCAGCAGUCAGAAAUCGAUAAAGAUCUGAAAAUAAUGAAAAAGUAUCUUGAAAGCAUCCACGGAGGUAUCACUAACUUAUCUGGAGAAGUUUCUGGUGUUUUUGAAAAGAUCUCAGCACUUAAUAGACUUUAUCAUAAAAAUAAUAGUUUCCAAAUAAUUGACAAAGUUAUCAAUGGAUGCAUGCUUGACAUAAAUAGCUUUAGCAAUCAACUGGGUUCAAAUCGGGAUCACCGUAUACAUAAAAGACGGCGCAAAAAAGACUACGCUGAUGUUUCAUUUGAGGAAAUUCCUGCGAAAAACCUAGAUGAUGAAGUAAUUAAGCAAGAUUUGCAGAGACAAAUUUCCAUUCUUAAAAUGCUCGAGGAUUCGAGAUUCAAUGAAAAUACUGGAAGGCAUAGCGGAGACACAGAACAACUUCGAUAUACUGCUCCUGAAAAGUUACAAGAUUCCAAAUAUAAAUAUGACGUCAAAUGUGAAAUUUAUAGUAGUAUGCUUACAAAAGAUGAUAGUUUUGGCAUUCUUCUCUGGGAACUUGCAGAAGAAAGUUUGCCAUUUGAAG
This is a messenger RNA of Racocetra persica, 1060 nucleotides long. The record is from the annotation of a GenBank genome assembly. Lineage: Eukaryota; Fungi; Glomeromycota; Glomeromycetes; Diversisporales; Gigasporaceae.